CCCAUCUCACUUCAAAUCUCAGUGGUAAAAGAAUGUCACAUGUCAACAUUUGUACCUGAAGUCAACAUGCCAUUUUCAGGCUGCAUGGAUGAGUGCCAACUUUUGCAUAUCCUGUGACCUUUCUAUCUGGGGCCAUUCAAUUUUUUUAGAAUAUCCUUCAGAGAGUUUAUGCAUCUUAUGGAAGACACCUGACCUUUUGAAGCUUCAUAAUUCACAUCUGCAUGUCACCAGUCUUCCCCAUGUUAACAGUUCUGACCAUGUUUUAUUAUCUAUGCCUGCGGCGCCGAGCCAGGACAGCUGCGAGGGGAGAAAUGAUGAACAGCCAUAGAGCCAUAGAAUCAAACAGCCGGACUUCCCCUCUGAAUGCAGAGGUGGUCCAGUAUGCCAAAGAAGUGGUGGACUUCAGUUCCCAUUAUGGAAGUGAGAAUAGUAUGUCCUAUACCAUGUGGAAUUUGGCAGGUGUCCCAAAUGUAUUCCCAAGUUCUGGUGACUUCACUCAGACGGCUGUGUUUCGAACUUACGGAACAUGGUGGGAUCAGUGUCCCAGUGCUUCCUCACCAUUCAAGAGGACGCCGCCUAAUUUUCAGAGCCAAGACUAUGUGGAACUUACCUUUGAACAACAGGUGUACCCUACAGCUGUUCAUGUUCUGGAAACCUAUCAUCCUGGAGCGGUCAUUAGAAUCCUAGCUUGCUCUGCAAAUCCCUAUUCCCCAAGUCCACCGGCUGAAGUAAGGGAAGUUUCUUUCUUUAGCAGAUGGGAGAUUCUUUGGUCAGAGAGACCUACGAAGGUGAAUGCUUCCCAGGCUCGCCAGUUUAAACCUUGUAUUAAGCAGAUAAAUUUUCCCACAAAUCUUAUACGGCUGGAAGUAAAUAGUUCUCUUCUGGAUUAUUACACUGAAUUAGAUGCAGUUGUAUUGCAUGGUAUGAAGGACAAGCCAGUACUUUCUCUCAAGACUUCACUUAUUGACAUGAAUGAUCUAGAAGAUGAUGACUAUGAAGAAAACGAUGAUUGUGGAAUGGACAAUCUUAACAAAAAGCUUAGCAGCACUGCCCUCAGGGAAGGGCCAAAUAAUGGAUAUUUUGACAAACUACCUUAUGAGCUCAUUCAACUGAUUCUGAAUCAUCUUACACUCCCAGACCUGUGCAGAUUAGCACAGACUUGCAAACUUCUGACCCAGCAUUGCUACGACCCUCUCCAGUACAUCCACCUCAAUCUGCAGCCUUACUGGGCAAAACUCAAUGACACCUCCCUGGAGUUUCUACAGGCUCGCUGCACUCUCGUCCAGUGGCUUAACUUAUCUUGGACUGGCAAUAGGGGCUUCAUCUCUGUUGCAGGAUUCAGCAGGUUUCUGAAGGUUUGUGGAUCCGAAUUGGUGCGCCUUGAGUUAUCUUGCAGCCACUUCUUAAAUGAAACUUGCUUGGAGGUUAUUUCUGAGAUGUGUCCACAUCUACAGGAGUUAAAUCUCUCAUCCUGUGAUAAGCUACCACCUCAAGCUUUCAACCAUAUUGCCAAAUUAUGUGGCCUUAAACGACUUGUUCUCUAUCGAACAAAAGUAGAGCAAACAGCCCUGCUCAGCAUUUUGAACUUCUGCUCAGAGCUUCAACACCUCAGUUUGGGUAGUUGUGUAAUGAUUGAAGACUAUGAUGUGAUCGCCAGCAUGAUAGGGGCCAAGUGUAAAAAACUGCGCACCCUGGAUCUGUGGCGUUGCAAGAACAUCACUGAGAAUGGGAUAGCAGAGCUGGCAUCUGGGUGUCCACUCCUGGAGGAACUUGACCUCGGUUGGUGUCCUACGCUGCAGAGCAGCACCGGGUGCUUUGCCAAACUGGCACGCCACCUCCCAAACUUGCAAAAACUCUUUCUUACGGCCAACAGGUCUGUGUGUGACACAGACAUUGAGGAACUGGCAUGUAAUUGUACCAGAUUACGGCAACUGGACAUACUAGGAACAAGAAUGGUAAGUCCGAUGUCCUUAAGAAAACUCCUGGAAUCAUGCAAAGAUCUUUCUCUACUUGAUGUGUCCUUCUGCUCUCAAAUUGACAAUAGAGCUGUGCUCGAGUUCAAUGGGAGCUUUCCAAACGUGUUCAUAAAAAAGAGCUUUACUCAGUGACUUAAUGUAUGUUCUAUAAUAAAAUCAGUGUGCUUUUGUGGGGUUGUAUGUUAGAAUUGA
Myotis davidii is the source of this 2168-nucleotide messenger RNA. RefSeq names its product F-box and leucine-rich repeat protein 4 (gene FBXL4). Bases 222 to 2108 code for a protein of 628 amino acids. The transcript has 9 exons. Gene Ontology annotation, molecular function: protein binding. Gene Ontology annotation, cellular component: SCF ubiquitin ligase complex. Lineage: Eukaryota; Metazoa; Chordata; Mammalia; Chiroptera; Vespertilionidae. Gene Ontology annotation, biological process: SCF-dependent proteasomal ubiquitin-dependent protein catabolic process. The record is from RefSeq and is a predicted model, not a curated record.